GUCACGGUGGAGUACAGAGACAACACGGGAGCCAUGGAGCCUCUGCGCGUGCACACCGUGGUCAUCUCGGUGCAGCACGGCCCGGACAUCACGCUGCAGGAGAUCAGACACAACCUGAUGGAGAAGGUGGUGAAGGUCGUCAUUCCCGCCAGAUACCUGGACGAUAAGACCAUCUACCACCUGCUGCCGAGCGGGAAAUUCCUGAUGGGAGGCCCACAGGGCGACGCGGGACUCACGGGGCGUAAAAUCAUCGUGGACACAUACGGAGGAUGGGGAGGGCACGGAGGAGGGGCUUUCUCCGGGAAAGACUACUCCAAAGUGGAUCGGUCCGGAGCUUAUGCGGCACGCUGGGUGGCAAAAUCUUUGGUCAAAGCCGGACUGUGCAGGAGAGCCCUCGUUCAGGUGAGGACGUUCAUACAGACGCACCUCUGCUCGCUCCGUCAUUAA
Plectropomus leopardus (leopard coralgrouper) is the source of this 447-nucleotide messenger RNA. The record is from RefSeq and is a predicted model, not a curated record. NCBI's taxonomy places the organism in Eukaryota, Metazoa, Chordata, Actinopteri, Perciformes, Serranidae.